Messenger RNA from Zophobas morio, 13278 nucleotides. Its product is annotated as probable E3 ubiquitin-protein ligase HERC1. The record is from RefSeq and is a predicted model, not a curated record. NCBI's taxonomy places the organism in Eukaryota, Metazoa, Arthropoda, Insecta, Coleoptera, Tenebrionidae. Bases 178 to 13167 code for a protein of 4329 amino acids. Gene Ontology annotation, molecular function: ubiquitin-protein transferase activity; protein binding. The transcript has 21 exons.
UAGUUUGACAUUUAAAUAUAUUAUGAUAAGUGAAUGUUUGAUGUGACAAUUAUAGAAAAAACAAAUAAAUUUUUGUGUUGUCAGUAAUUUUCUGUGAAGAAGGCAAUGUUGCCUCCUCAACAGCUGAUUUUCAUAACCAAUUCAACACACUGAGUAAAUCAGAUUAAAAUUUGUACAAUGGACACCUUUUCUGCUAAUAUUGAAUUAGAAUGGAUUGACCAUACUAACACCAGUUGGUCAAUAAAAGACUGUGAUAGCAUAUCCAAUAGAGAUCUAGUGCAAUCAAUGUAUGACUUGUUGAUACAAAAUAAGGAAGUACGCUUAAUACCAACGACAUUAUCUUUAUUUAACGACGUUCAGAUACUCCCAAGUUUUCAAUAUGAGAGCGCGUCUAACGUGGAAUUAAAUCAUUACAUAGCAACUCUUCUAACAUCCCAAUUUGAUUUGGCAAAAAAUGUGUGCUCAUCGAGCCAAUUUGCUGUCGUUUUAAAGCAGAGGCUUUUAAUAUUGAGGCGAAUUUUUUACGCUUUGACAAUGAAGUAUCACGAUAAAGAAAAGAGCGACCAAUCAGUAAACGAAAAUAACAAUUCAAAUGCACUGUCUAGAGAAACACUUUCAGGCUCCCAAGCCCUCCUAGAAAUUGGAGUUAAAACAGGCUUAAGUCUGUUAUUCUCACUGCUAAGACAGAAUUGGCAGGUUAGCGAUAUCCUCAAGGUUCCUUCAUUGUGUAACUCAGUGCUUGAGACUUCAUUCGAGCUAUUACAAAAACUUCCCUCUUUAUGUCUUUCCAAUGACGUGCAACUUACAAAUCUUGGUAUCAGCAGCUUGGAACAAGUCUCAGAUUUUCUCAAGGAUUCAGUGUUGCAUUCACCUAAUGCUGAUCCACAAGGAAGAUUACUUUCAUGUAAAUUAUUGCUGGCGCUUGCUUUGCAAAGAGGUUCUUUGAGGUACUUACUAGAUUGGAUUGAAAUGGCUUUGGAUGCUUCAAGCAAAGACGGUGAAGCCAUUGCCGAUUCUUUUUUUAAAAACGCGAUCUUGCAGUUAGAAGGGGGCAAAUACAAAAUCAAAUCAGAUUUGUGGAAAAAUCAUGAUAAUAUACAAGUCACUGUCUAUGAGGCUGCCAUUAAUUUAAUGGAGAUAUUAGCGAGUAUGGCGAUUGAUUUUGGAGGAGUUUGUUCUGCUGUGGAGUCCACAAGCUCAGAAUUCGAAGUUGGGGUGUAUGAAAAGAGUGAUGUUUAUGUUUGGGGUAGCAAUUCAUCACAUCAAUUGGCAGAGGGAAAUCAGGAGAAGAUUCUGAUGCCAGUGAAGUCAAAGAUGUUCACCCAAGUACAGCAGGUUGAAGCUGGUCAAUAUUGCACCUUCGCUAUCCACUGGGAUGGCUCAGUAAGCGCGUGCGGCAAAGGAAGUUACGGCCGUUUAGGCUUGGGUGAGUCCUCCAAUCAGAGCUUCCCCAAACGCAUCCUUCUUGACUCCGUCGUCAAAAAAUUAUCGAGCUCCAAAGGCAGCGACGGCCACACUCUUGCCCUUGCCGAAAACGGCAUAGUGUACAGUUGGGGCGACGGUGACUACGGCAAACUGGGGCACGGUAACUGCGCCACCCAUAAGCAGCCUGAACGUGUCUGCGGUCCUUUUAUGGGAAAAACUAUAAAAUACAUCAAUGCAGGGUAUCGGCAUAGCGCUGCUGUGACCGACGAUGGAAAACUGUACACAUGGGGUGAAGGCGACCAUGGUCGGUUGGGACACGGGGAUAGUAAUGGUCGGUAUAUUCCCACACAAGUGGCCGGGCUGUCAGAUGUGGGGUCUGUGGCCUGUGGUAGUUCGCACACACUAGUCGUGUCCAGAGAUGGAAAGACGGUGUGGUCUUUUGGGUCAGGGGAACACGGAAAAUUGGGAACUGGGGAUUUAGGAAAAGUCUACAGACCACAAGUUAUCGAAGCUUUGCAGAGUCUAACCAUACAGAAAGUGUGUGCUGGAACGUCGUUCUCAAUGGCUCUGACGGCAUCCGGAGAAGUUUAUACUUGGGGAAGUGGAGCGAUUUUGGGACACGGAUCGGCUGAUGCGUUGUAUUAUCUGCCGUUGUUUGUGGAGAACUUGGCGCCUCAUAGAAUUAUUGAUAUCUCGGCUGGCGAUAAUCAUUGUUUAGCGUUGACUAAUGAGUAUGAGGUGUUUGCUUGGGGGACUAACAGUAUGGGUCAGUGCGGACAAGGUCAUACUUGUAGCCCUAUCACAACUCCAAUGAAAGUUAUUGGACUGGAGGGAGUUAAUAUUCGACAGAUUAGUGCAGGCACUUCGCAUUCUAUAGCAUGGACGUCCAUUCCAGCUGAAAAUCAGCACAUGACAAAACACAAACCAUUUUGUUUAGAUCUACACGAAAAAACUUUCGAGUUACUAAAAAAAUUUUUAGAAAAAUAUACAGUAACUUUUACAUACGAUACGCCUCCAUCUCCUUUUAAAACAGCGACAGAACAUCAUCGUUUUGUUUUGUUAAGUUUAAAACUUCUUUGUACACAUUUAAGUUUGUGCAUGAAUGGAAAUUUGAGCGAUAAUAUUUUGAACAAACACACGAAACAAUUACGGACGAUCUUAUUCAGGUUGGUUGAUAUUAAGACUCCUACAGAAAUUCAUGCAACUGUGAUUGAACUGAUAAAUGUGGGAGCAUCAUUGCUUCUUCCGCAAUUACCAGAACGUGUUGAGUUCCUUCAUGAACAUUUGUCAAAAGACGAAAAUUUGUCCCAAGGACAACAAAUGUUAUUAAAUAUCGUCUUGAGUAGUUUGGAAGAUCCGGCACAUAUUGCAACAUUACUCCGAGAAACUACUAGUCAAGAAAAAAGGCAAAAGUUAUUUUUAAUCGAAACCUUAAUGUAUACGCUUCUGCAAUCGUUCAGUAAAAUUACUGAAGAUUCACUUGACAGUAUUAAAACGUAUAUGGAAGAAAAACCGAACAACGAGUGGAGAAAUGACGAAAAUCCAAGGACUACUCAUUUGCAAAAGCUGUUAAGUUCAUUACAGAAUCAUCUUUUGGCUCACAUUAUAGUCAAAGUAAAACACUCAAAGAAUAACAGUUCGAACGCGUUCGAAAUUUUAAACACUCAUCUUAACCAACUUUUUCCGUUAAUAAUAAAAGUCUUGAACAAAUCGGCGGAAAUCCUAGAAAAACAUCCGCCGAGUUUGGAGUUGCUUUAUAACGUUCUUUUAGAUUCCGUAGCCGGUUCGAUGUUCCUUAAACUGUUGACUUCUCUUCUUCUCAUGCCAGUUAGUUUCGUUAGAAAUCUUCUGCCAGAACUCCUAAAUAUCUUGGCACCGUUGGACCGCUUCAAUAAACUCUUGCCAGUAGAUAUAAUGAAUGAUCUAAGUACGGUUUCGUCAAGGUCGGAAACACCCACUUUAGCUCAGCUCGCUGAUCAGUCGUGGAUAUGGAUGGUCGAUUUACAAAGAACCUGUUCUCUGUUAAUUGGUCAAUGUUUGGGUGGUGUUUUAUUGGGAGAACGCUUCACUUUGGAAGAAAUGUUUUGUCGGCAUUGGAUUAACACGGAAUUGUUUUCUUGUGGCAUAGUCAACGAAGACGUUGACGUUCAGACUGUUAUAGAUAUGUCACAUACCGCAUCCUUGAACCUUCAAGACGCUUUAGUUAUCAGUUUAGAAAAUUUGAAUCCCACUGUACAAAACUAUUGUAAAAUGGCGUUUAAAUUACCGUAUCAGUAUGAUGAAGCUUGUGCUGUCGAAACGAAUUUAUUUGAGGAUACUGAUUUUUAUCAACCCGCAAUGGAAAAUUAUCAGUUCGAGUUGUGGGAUAGCGAUGGGAAACUUGCGGAUACGGUUGUGCAGUGUUUUCUCAUUACUUUGUUGAAACAAACCGGCUUAAUAAAGGAGUCUCCCAAACAUCCCGCUUUUAAGGAAGUUUACAAGUAUACAUUUAAGUUGAGACAGAAGUUAAUCAGUACUAUUUGUUGUUACAAUUACGAAAAUGCUGAGAAAAACCAGGUUGCUGAGGAGAAGGAGAAGGAACAAAAUGAGAAAACUAGCGAUUUAUCGGGAUUCGAUGCAGACGAGGCGGAAGAUGAAGAACAGCGAUUUACAAACGCUUGCCGACAAAUACUACAGAGGUGCUUGUUUCUCCUAAUUUUCGUUAAAGGCGUGGAACUUGAUUUCUCUGAUGGAAGUAGCUCAGACGAAGAAAUCGAUGCCGACAAGCCUUACACAACUUUUUACAGGGAGAGCCACAACAAUCAUAUUCCUAAAGAAUUCACAAAAAUAUGUUCCCUUUGUUUGAGUUUCGUUUGCAACGAACCAGCCGAAAAAGUGCCAUUUAUUUCACACGGGACCAGCAAAAAUAGCUGGUGUACCGACCCCGUGAUCUUCUACAAGGCUCUCAUAGCUCAGAAGAAUCGAGCUCGAAGCAGACUCGACAGUCUAGAAUACUUGCACAAAUUAAUAACUGAAAAGAAACCGUCACCUACAGUUUCAAAUAUUGUUCAUCCACAAUUACUUUCUGGUUACUUUGGUUUUUGUAAUUUUAAAUCUGAAGACUUUCCCACCUAUUUACGACAUUACUUAGACCAUAUUCAAGCGUCACCUUUAAAACUGCAGCAGGAAAUUCGAGUUAACAUGCAUAAAAUUUAUGACUUUUUGAUUAAGUCGCUGCAGCAACAAAUUGGUGGAAGUUACGAAAACAGGCAAUUAUUACUAACAACACUCUUUACUCUAACCGCGAAAUACGAACCCGUUGAUUUGAAUUUUCUCAUCUCAAACAACUUGUUGUCUUCAUUGAUGUUGUUAAAUGAUGAUGACGUAAAUAAGACUGACAUUCUUAAUAUUUCUGUGACAAGACUGAUACGAAUUCUUGCCCUAUGUGCGUGCGUACAUUCGAAGAAAAUCCAACUCGAUACUUUACAAAAUAUUAUUGAUAAGUUACACGAACAGUUCACUGCGACAGUUGAAAGUCGCGAUGAGAUUACCGGAGCUAGUUUAUUUUCACUCUGUGAUAAAAACUUCGGAGAUUUUUUGUUGUUUUUACGAAUAAUUUCGUCAAGUAAGUUAAUAAAAGUGUUAAUGGCUUCUAAAAAAUGGAUAUAUGCGUUGUUGUCGGUUCUGGAUACUUGUGACUUAAGUCUGACGUAUGCGAUUCAACUGAAGCUUAUUAGGCCGAAGAUGCUGGUUCUUCAAAUAUUGCAGAAUAUUUUGCCUUCAUUGCAAUCGAAGUGGAUGCCGGCUGAUUUGAAAAAAUACGUUGUUAAUAAGUUGUUUUCUCAAAUGGGUAAAGAACUAUGGAAAGAAAGUACUAAUGAAUCUUUCUCCGAGCGUGUUGUUGAUUCGAAUGACUUAAAACAAAACGACUUUAUCGACAAAGAAGAAGAUGAAAAUAUACCAGUACACGACAUGGGUUUUGAUAUGGAUAAGUGUUACAACUGCGUGAUCGAAAGUAACUUGACACUUGUUCAUGGUUCUGGUGGACGCGGUUACGGUCUAGGAUUGCAAGCCAUACGCUCUGGUUGUUACCAGUGGAAAAUCCUAAUUGUGAAAGAAAAUCGCGGCAAUGAAGGUACUUGCAUUGGAGUUUCUAAAUAUCCUGUGAAGGAUUUUAGCCACAGGUCCACUAGUGAUAUGUGGUUGUAUAGAGCUUAUAGUGGCAGUCUUUAUCACUGUGGUGAAAGAGAUACAAGUUUCCAGUGCUACACGCAAGGUGACUAUAUUACUGUUGUUUUGGACAUGGAUGCCAAAACGCUAAGUUUUGGUAAAAAUGGAGAAGAACCGAGAGUUGCGUUCGAAAAUAUUGAUGCUCCAGAAUUGUAUCCAUGUGUCAUGUUUUACAGUACAAAUCCUGGCGAAAAAGUGAAGAUCACAGACAUGAAGGUUCAUAGUACGCAAAGAGAUUUGUUACCUGGAGAACCCAAUUUAGCUCCUUUACCUGCUGUUUUAACAGAAGGAUAUAUCAGUUUAAUAAGAAAACUUCAUACGUCUAAUAUUUGGACAAGUGAGGUGAACACUGCGAUUAUCGAUCGAUUGAAUUGCAUCGAAGACUUAUUUGCGAAAAUUAAAGUACAUAACUGCGACUUUUUGGAAAGAGAAGAAGCCGUUAACAAUCGCGAAAUUUCCUUUAAAAUCAACGAACUUUGUAUGAGAGUGUGGCCGGCUUUAGUUAUUAUCGGAGGUUUUGAUCGAGGUCUAAAAAUCGGCGGUUAUUGUACCCACAAAGGCACAGGUCGCAAAGCAAUUAUUUUAGGAAUACUGAAAAAAGGAAUAACCACUGUUAACGUUCAGUGGGAAUCAGAUGGAAGUGUUGCCGACGUCGCUAUUUCAAACCUAGAGUACCUAGAAACUCCCCCGUUUAACAACAAUAAAUUUAGCGGACUAACCCCAGGUCUUCUUUUGCAAGUAGCAAGACUUACCGGUGUAACCGAUGAACUUCCUUUCCCGGCCUGCAACUUAACUCGACAAGAAGAAGAUUUACUAACUGAAGAAAACCACAGUCGCAAAUCGGAUAAUCUGCGAUCGAAUUCCGAUUCGUUUAUACAUACUCAGUAUUCCAGUACGAAUCGACAGCAAGGACCACGAACAAUUGAUUCGCUCACAGAUGAAAUGGUGACCACCAUUUUAGGAGAAGGUAAAAGAAUAAGUGUUGAAAAGAUAGUCGGUACGCAAAGCGAAGCAAACCUUUCGGAAGUCAACGAUAAAAACAGUCAAGCUAAAAACUCCGAAAUCAAACUUCUGGAGAAAAAACUUCUUGAGUUGGAGAGCAAUUGCUUACAGAUCGCGUUCCUUCAGUUUGCUGCGUUAAAAGCACUUGGAAUUUUCCUAACUUCGAAUUUAUUCGCCGAACUGUUUUUGAUUGACAACCACGUGAAAGACUUUUCUAGAGACGAAAAGACUCUAAAGCAGAUUAUGUUGGCACUUGUUGAAAAAAGUAUCCAGCAGUGUAAACUGCGAAAUGUAAUUACUGCAGCAGAAUUCGAACGCGUCGAAAGUGUUUUACACUUGAAUUUCGUUAAAGCCACAGCUAGUGACAACGUUGCUAAAAUUGCUUCUUCUGAAGAAAUAUGUGAAGCAACAGCCGCUGCUAUUCCUGAAGAAUCAACCUCGCAAGGUGCCGCAGCCGCCUCGAAACCACUUCUAGCGUUUAAUCGAUCAUCGCCAUCUUCUGUAGUUUUGCAAAAACUUGCUGCGUAUCCUAAACAAGCAAGUACUAGUACUAGAACUGUGCAGUGCGACGGCAGUGCACACAUUUUCGGGUCAGAAUUGCUGCCAUACAUUGAUCCCGACGAAGCUGCAAAUAGAAGACCAUACCCUCCUAUCGCUACUCACUUGUUAGAAAUGGGCUUCCGACUACCCCAUAUAAUGACUGCCAUCAGAGAAACUAAAUGUACGGGAGAGUUCAAUGCUCAAACUGUCAAUAUGUUGGCCGUGUGGAUGUUAGAACAUCCGUAUACCGAGCCUAGCAGCGAGGAAAAUUCCGCCGGACAGUCGUCAAGAAGGCCCGUAAAUAUCCGGCAGUUUCAGGAGUUUUUUAGACAAAGGACUGUCGAUUGUUGUGACACUGAACGAAUAGAAAGGCGAUAUACUCAUACUCCGUUAAGUUUGAGACGUGAACACUCUUUCGACGAACAGUUCAGUAUUUUUGCGACGCCCCGAAUUCCAGUGAGGUGGACACAGAGGCAACAAAUCCAAGAAGAAAUACAGCAGAUUACUGGACGCGAAAGCGCUACUUCGCCAAGCGAUAUAAUUUCUAGUUUUGUGGAUAUUCAACGGUCGUGUGCCAUCUGUCCAUAUUGUGAUCAUUUAUCUCCUAAUAUUAGAGCGCACGUGGAGUACCACCAUCCUGGUUGUGGAAUUCCUUGGUCAUCAAGCAUUUGUGGAAGCAUUACGGGUAAUUUGUACAUUUUGUGUGCAAAAUGUCAGCGGAAAUAUAUUCAUAAGAAUCUCAAUGAAAAUCAUCUGCAAGCGCAAGCUCCAGAUAUUAUCUUUGACGAGCAUGAUGGAACUGAAACCGAUAUCCAAUCAAUGAAAUUCGUGAUGCCCUCGUGUGAAGACAUAUCCCAAAUAAAAUCCUACCUAGGCUUUAACGAGAAUGAAUUCAAUCUCGAAACAAUUCCCUUCUCUCAUUUAGACCCCCUGGGCACAUCAUCUGUCCCAAAAGUGAAUAAAGAAACUGAAAAUAGAAACGAUACAGACACCCGAUUUAUUGGUAAACAAGCACAAGCUCUACGCACUUCUUACGAUAGAAUUCAAGCUCUGAAACACCUAACAGCAUCCAUACAUAUAAUGCUGUCCAGAUCCAUCGUUCUUAACGUCUUGUCUUUACUGUCUAUGAGUACAAACCCUGUCACGUUAAUGAACCGUCUAGAAAUGAUUGGUCUAUCCGACAUAAGAAAAGUCGUACGAUUAAUGACCCUAACGGCAAUGAAUCGAGUUGAAAUAGUCGAUAUCCAGAAUUCCGACGACUUUCCGAAUUAUCAGUUGUCUAAUGAUUUCACGCGUUUAGCAAGUCAUUUAUCACCGGAAGCUAAUUCUUGUUUAAAUCACUUGAGUGUGAGUAUCGCCGCUUUGGCUCAGAAUGACGUGAAAUCAUCAAACUUGGUAGUGAAUCUUUGCACUAAGGAUUUAAUCAUGUCAGCGAUAGGUGUCUCAGUGCCCAAACCCGCAUUUGCAGUGACUCAAGCGCUAGUCAACAUUUUGUCAACACAUGGAGGUUGUUCCUUGUUAGAUUUACCAAAAGAAGAAGUUCCUUCAAGCCCUUUGAACGAUCCAGCAUGUUUGGAACCUCUGACUUUAGUCAACGCGUUAGCUGCAUAUGUAAUGUCAUGUCGUGUCGAUCCAGAAAAUCGCGAAUGGGCUUCAGAGCAGCUCUUCAAAGCUAUAGCUAGCAAAGUACAAAUGUUGUCAGGAGCAAAUUCCGAACCGGUUAAUUUUGCUGAUCUUACGAAUCUAUUACCGAAAGCCAACGCGGAAUACUUCGACGGACAUGACAACAGAAUUUCUACGUUGGCUUGGCAUGAGAAGAAAAGUCGACUUGCUUCAGCUGGUUACGACGGAACUGUUAGAUUGUGGGUGUUUGAAUCUAAAACGCAAUUAUCGCUAGAUUCCACGCUAGUGUUUCACAUGUCGAGAGAUAUUUUCGGGAACGAGCUACAGGGUAAAUUAAUCGGACAUCUUAAAUGGUCUCCAUCUGGUGAUUAUGUUGCCGCUGCUAUGGAUAACGUUAUCAACAUAUGGCCAUUGAAGCAGUCGGAAUUGAUUGGGAGCUACGAAGAUUGGUUCAUUGAAGAUGUGAAGGAAUUUAUCACUGCUUUAACGUGGCCUAAGGUGAAGUCGAAUACAAGUGAAAAGGAUUAUUUGCUUGUUGGCAAGAUUGAUGGUUCUGUGAGUAUGGUUGUCAUCAGUGGAGGGGCUAGACAAGUGGAAACGCUCAUCAACUGCUCGCUGAAUUGUGCCGUGGUCCAGGUUGACUGGAACAACGAAAUCCAACCGUUCGCAAUAGGCUAUCUCGAUGGCACGCUAAAACUAGGCUGGAUCCACCAAAAUAGCAACAUCGUGACUGUCAAAGUACACGAAAGUGGCAUAACAAGUUUGGAAUGGGAUCCCAGAGGCACUAUUCUUGCUACAAUCUCCACAGAUCUUACGUGCAAGCUAUGGCGUGAAGAAGAGGGCAAACUAAUCUUGCUCCACACGUUAAUCCAACCUUAUGAACCAGUGAGUCUAAAGUGGUCACCAUUGAUAGGUGAACACAAAGCAGCGCUUUUACUCGCCAUUGGCACUUCCUACGGAACAGUGUGUACAUGGCGUCUACCCGACAGCGACUACGAAGACGCCAUCCCAGAAUUAAUGAUGCAUGUUCAAGGUCAUGCAUGUAAUGCUGUAACAUCUUUAUCUAUACACGGCAAUGGGUUGCUGCUAGGUAGUGGUUGUCCCAACGGAAUAUUAAACAUUUGGUCACUGCAUGACGGAAGUUUAGUUCAGACAGUUGUCGGUAGUGGCGGCAUCAAUCACAACGGUUUGUUUUGGUGUAGUUCUGAUUGUCUUGCAGUGGCAUUUCUGCGAUCGAAAGCCGUCUGUCUGAUCCAAUAUGGCGACAACAACUUGUCAAAGUACGUGUCUUUAACAACUGCACGGUGUGCUCUUAUGAAGAGAGGUAUUAAAGGAUUGAAGACCGCUCCAUUUUUCAAAACGUUGAUUUUGUAUUUACCGAAAAUCAUCAGUGAUCAGUACAAUGUGGAAAAACUACCCGUCCAAACCGGCACUCAGUUAGCUCAUUCCACGUAUCUUAGAAGUCUUUCGUCUCUCGCUAUAUUGCUAGAACUCGAUAACGUCAUCUGCUACAAACUGAAACCGUUCAAUAACCAAGACGACUCAGAAGUGAUACCAGAGAUGCAGUGGUUACAAACAUUCAGUCUCGGGGCGCAGAUUGCCGAUAGUUUAAUAAAACGCACGAAUCUCUCUGACAGAGUCAUCAGUCAAUCUCAGGUACUCGACGAGACGGUGAAACCUUCAGCAAUACAAAAUUGCUUCUGGACUGCCCAGCAAGACGAGCAAAUCAUGCAGUGGGUAUCGCAGAGACCGCAAGAUUGGCAAAUCGGAGGUAAAUGUAAGGCAUACAUGUGGGGUUCCGACCGCCAUGGACAGCUAGCAGAGUUGGGUUACAGUGCUUCGGUACCCGCCCAAGUCGAAUCUUUCUCGAUAGCCCGUAAAAUCGUCUGUGGCCAAAACUGUACCUUCGUCAUUCAAUCAAACGGCACAGUUUUGGCUUGUGGUGAAGGCAGCUACGGCCGACUAGGUCAAGGCAAUUCCGACGACUUGCACUCAUUAAGUGUCAUCUCAAGCCUACAAGGUUUUGUGAUCACGGAUUUAGCAACAUCUGUGGGUUCAGAUGGGCACAGUCUAGCGUUAGCUGAAAGCGGAGAGGUGUUUUCGUGGGGCGACGGUGACUACGGAAAAUUGGGACACGGCAAUCCUGACAGACAGAGACGGCCUAGGCAAAUCGAAGCCUUGCAAAACGAACAGGUUGUCCAGGUUGCUUGUGGGUUUAAACAUAGUGCUGUGGUCACAAUAGACGGAAAGUUGUUCACUUUUGGAAAUGGGGAUUUCGGAAAACUCGGACUCGGUUCGACCGCUAAUAAGAAAUUGCCAGAGAGAGUGAUAGCGUUAGAUGGUUAUAAAAUAGGGCAAGUGGCUUGUGGAUUAAAUCAUACGGCAUGUGUGUCCACAGAUGGCAUGACUGUGUGGACUUUCGGCGAAGGCGACUAUGGAAAACUCGGCCUAGGUUACGCAACGAUGAAACUAAUCCCUCAUAAAGUGGAAACUGUAUGCAACAUCGGCAUCAAAAAAGUGGGUUGUGGAACCCAUUUAACCGUGUUUUUGAGCAAAGAUGGGAAAGUGUACGUCUGUGGGAUCGAUCGUGUACCGUGGCAGACCUUGUUAAGAGAACGCUCGGACUAUAAACCCCAACUCAUGACUUCUUUGAUUGAUCACGCUGUUGAAGAUUUCGCUAUUGGUACCGAACACGUAUUAUUUUUAACUUCCUGCGGAAAAGUUUUUGGUUGGGGAAUGAACAGCGAAGGCCAGCUUGGUUUGCCUCACGUUUCUUUAGUACGUGAACCGGAAAUUAUAACUGAGUUGUCGGAUAAAGGAAUUCAACAGAUUUCGACCGGCCGAACACAUAGUGCUGCUUGGAGUGCCCCGCUUUUGCCUCAGAGAAUACCCGGAGUGACCAGAUCUUUGACUUUUGGGUUACCAACAAAAGUGCCAGCACAAUUCGAACAUUUAAUAGGACUUCCACUUACAUCGAUUCAAGCGAGACUGAAAUUUUUGCACAACUUUUCCGAUAAGUUGUAUUCCUGUUGGACAUUCAUGCCACUGAGUUGUCAGCAGAGUGAUAUGCAACUGCCACCACUUGAAGGAUUGAUUUCACCAAGAUUGAGACCGCUUCUAGCUUCCAGGGUUUACACACUACCGUUCGUGAGGUGUAUAGGCAAGACUAUGGUUCAAGGGAAGAACUACGGCCCACAGAUUAUCGUAAAGAGAAUAAAUCAAGAAGGGCGCAAGUGUAAGCCUAUAUUUAUCCAAGUUGCUAAACAAGUGGUGGACAUUAAACCGCAAGAUUUAAGACUGCCUUCCCGAGCGUGGAAGGUAAAAUUGGUAGGGGAGGGUGCCGACGAUGCUGGUGGAGUUUUCGACGAUACCAUAACAGAAAUGUGCCAAGAAAUUACUUCAGGGGCUGUAUCAUUGCUAGUACCUACUCCCAAUGCUGUGAAUGAGGAGGGAUUCAACAGAGAUAGAUAUCUACUAAAUCCACAACUAAACACUCCCCAGCAUAUCUCUUGGUUUAAAUUUUUAGGUAUACUAUUCGGUGUCGCAAUUCGAACUAGAAAACCGCUAGCUAUACCAUUAGCACCCAUGAUGUGGAAGUUAAUCGUUGGUGAACUCGUGACUAUUGAAGAUUUAGAAGAAGUAGAUUGUAUGUAUGUGCAAAGUUUGCGCAGUAUUAGGGAUAUUCACUUAUCUGGUGUCGCUGAAGAGAACUUCCACGAUGUUAUACCUUUGGAGUGUUUUGAAGGCACUAGUUGUACUGGAAAGAUCCUACCAAUCGUUCAUGGUGGUCGUAGUAUACCCCUAACUUUCCAUAACAGAGCCCAAUAUUUUGAACAAGCCAUUAAAUUUAGGUUACAAGAGUUUGAUUUACAAGUCGCUUGUAUUCGGGAGGGUAUGGCGGGUAUUGUACCCGUGCCAUUGCUAUCUUUAAUGACAGCAGAUUACCUGGAACAGUUAGUGUGUGGAAUGUCGCAUAUAUCAAUUCCAAUAUUGAAGAAAAUUAUCAGGUAUCGCGAGUUGGAUGAAAAUCAUCAACUUGUUCAAUGGUUGUGGAACAUUUUAGAGAAUUUUACCGAUGCUGAAAGAGUCUUAUUUAUGCGAUUUGUUUCUGGACGUUCUAGGCUACCGGCAAACUUGGCCGAUUUGUCACAGAGAUUUCAGGUCAUGAAAGUUGACAAGGCAGUCAAUGGAUUACCAACUGCACAGACUUGCUUCUUUCAGUUACGAUUGCCUCCUUACACGUCACAAGAAAUAAUGGCAGAAAGGUUACGUUACGCUAUAAACAAUUGCCGGUCAAUUGAUAUGGACAACUACAUGUUGGCAAGGAACACGGAUCAAGGGAUUGUUUCAGAUGACGAAUAUUUAUAAAAGGCUGAAUCUUUAGUUAAUAUUUUGUUUGAACAAAAGAGAUAAGUAAGAUUUAAGUUACGCAACGUCGAUUUUGUUUUUGUAUGUGUAAAAAUACAUCUUUCAAACAUG